UAACGUUGUGCAACCUUGUUUUUAGUUUGGCGGAGUCAGAGUUGAACACUGAAGUGUAAUAGCUACUGGGCAAAUGGCCUCGUCUGUUGCUCUUCAUCAGCUCGCUCACUGCUUCUUCAUCUACUCCCAGUCUGCUUUAUGGUCUGCAAGACCCAGAUACUCAAUCACCAGAAACAGAGGAAGCAGCAGCACUAAUAAUCUUAUCAGACCCAUCAAAGCUUCUUUAGUGGAAAUACCUCCGUUUCCUCUCUUUCAACCUCCCAAAGUAGAGGAAUCUCCGUCUGAGUUGGAACCAGCAGACCCUGAUUUCUACAAGAUAGGUUAUGUUCGAAGUAUGCGUGCUUAUGGAGUUGAGUUUAAGGAAGGGCCAGAUGGAUUUGGAGUCUAUGCUUCUAAGGAUGUUGAACCACUUCGCCGUGCCAGGAUCAUAAUGGAAAUCCCUAUUGAGUUGAUGUUAACCAUAAGCAAGAAGCUCCCAUGGAUGUUUUUUCCUGACAUAAUACCUGUUGGUCAUCCAAUAUUCGAUAUUAUCAACUCAACUGACCCAGAGACAGAUUGGGACCUGAGGUUGGCAUGCCUUCUUUUAUAUGCAUUUGAUUGUAAGGAUAACUUUUGGCAGCUAUAUGGUGACUUCUUACCUAGUGUGGAAGAGUGCACUAGCUUGCUUUUAGCCACAGAGGAGGAGCUUUUGGAGUUGCAGGAUGAGAAUCUUUCAUUGAAUAUGAGAAAACAGCAACGCCGAGCCUUGGAAUUUUGGGAAAAAAAUUGGCACUCUGGUGUUCCCCUCAAAAUAAAGCGCCUUGCACGUGAUCCUGAGAGAUUCAUUUGGGCUGUUAGUAUGGCGCAAUCUCGGUGCAUUAACAUGCAAAUGAGAAUUGGUGCUUUAGUUCAAGAUGCAAACAUGCUAGUUCCUUAUGCUGAUAUGCUAAACCAUUCCUUCCAGCCGAACUGUUUUUUCCAUUGGCGAUUUAAGGAUCGCAUGCUUGAGGUGAUGAUAAAUGCUGGUCAACAGAUUAAGAAAGGAGAAGAGAUGACUAUCAAUUACAUGAAUGGACAGAAGAAUGACAUGUUUAUGCAACGAUAUGGCUUUUCAUCAUCUGUGAAUCCUUGGGAUGUUAUCCAGUUCUCUGGCAAUGCGCGCAUUCAUUUGGAUUCUUUCUUGUCAAUAUUCAAUAUAUCUGGCCUUCCUGAAGAAUAUUAUCAUAACAGUCAGCUAAUGAGAAAUAGAGAUGCUUUUGUUGAUGGAGCUAUCAUAGCUGCAGCACGAACAUUGCCUACUUGGUCAGAUGGGGAUGUGCCUCCACUUCCAAGUGCAGAAAGGAAAGCUGUGAAGGAAUUGCAAGAAGAAUGCCAACAGAUGCUCGCAGGAUUUCCCACAACUUCCAAGGAAGACCAAAAAUUGUUAGAUUCAAUGCUAGAAGCUGGGAGGCCUCUAGAAGCUGCGAUAAAGUAUAGAUUGGAUCGGAAGAAGUUCAUUGAGAAGGUUAUGCAAGCAUUAGAUAUCUAUCAAGAGCGCUUAUUGUUCUAAGCAUGGAAUUUUCCGCUUUUAAGUAUUAAUGAAAAUUUUGUUACCGGUGUUCAUGUUCAUGUUCAUGUAUCCAGGCAGUUGACAGAGUUGGUAACAGGGAUAAUCAGCCUUAUCAAUCACAGAAAUUUCAUUAAAAGGAACAA
Molecule: messenger RNA, 1671 nt
Organism: Hevea brasiliensis (rubber tree)
Lineage: Eukaryota; Viridiplantae; Streptophyta; Magnoliopsida; Malpighiales; Euphorbiaceae
Product: protein PLASTID TRANSCRIPTIONALLY ACTIVE 14
Exons: 13
Coding region: 74-1528 (484 amino acids)
Biological process (GO): thylakoid membrane organization; plastid transcription; chloroplast organization
Cellular component (GO): chloroplast thylakoid; plastid-encoded plastid RNA polymerase complex
Molecular function (GO): protein binding; protein-lysine N-methyltransferase activity
Source: RefSeq, a predicted model, not a curated record